Messenger RNA from Haliotis rufescens (red abalone), 1945 nucleotides. RefSeq names its product DNA repair protein RAD51 homolog 1. The record is from RefSeq and is a predicted model, not a curated record. Gene Ontology annotation, molecular function: single-stranded DNA binding; ATP hydrolysis activity; DNA strand exchange activity. The coding region runs from base 229 to 1248 and encodes 339 amino acids. The transcript is spliced from 11 exons. Gene Ontology annotation, cellular component: condensed nuclear chromosome. Gene Ontology annotation, biological process: DNA recombinase assembly; reciprocal meiotic recombination; chromosome organization involved in meiotic cell cycle. NCBI's taxonomy places the organism in Eukaryota, Metazoa, Mollusca, Gastropoda, Lepetellida, Haliotidae.
GCAGGGUUUCUUACUUUUGUAACAUGACUUCCCUCUGUUUUUUUUAAUGUUUUUCAGAAAUGGAGCCAAGCUGUGUCAUUCAGUUUUAACCAGGCCAGAUAGCUAAACCUUUGGCACGAACAACCUUGGAGCAAGGCUAUGGUGUGACCUACUUGUCUGCCCGUGGCCUGUUGUAAGGGGUAACCCCUACUUGGCAGUUGAGGCAAGAGACUAUUGUGCAACAACAACAUGGCGAUGCAAGCAUCUCGGGGUGCGGAGGUGGAAGCAGAAGCAGAGGAAGAAACAUUUGGACCCAUGCCAAUUGCCAAACUAGAGGGCAAUGGAAUCAGCAACAAUGACCUGAAGAAGCUGGAGGAAGCUGGGUUCUUCACAGUGGAGGCUGUGGCAUUUGCUCCCAAGAAACAGCUGCUGGGGAUCAAGGGCAUCAGUGAAGCCAAGGCAGAGAAAAUCCUGACUGAGUCUGCCAAGUUGGUUCCUAUGGGUUUCACCACGGCCACUGAGUUCCACCAGAAGAGAUCUGAAAUCAUUCAGGUGACAACAGGAUCCAAGGAACUUGACAAGCUACUCCAAGGGGGUAUUGAGACAGGUUCUAUCACGGAGAUAUUUGGUGAGUUCCGAACCGGCAAGACGCAGCUGUGCCACACACUAGCCGUCACAUGUCAGUUGCCUAUUGAUAUGGGAGGAGGGGAAGGCAAAGCUAUGUACAUCGACACUGAGGGGACGUUCCGCCCAGAGAGACUGCUGGCAGUAGCCGAGAGGUAUGGGUUGUCGGGCAGUGAUGUUCUGGACAACGUGGCGUAUGCCCGGGCCUACAACAGUGACCACCAGUCUCAGCUGCUCAUACAGGCAGCGGCCAUGAUGGCGGAGUCCAGAUACGCCCUGCUGAUUGUGGACAGUGCCACAGCUUUGUACAGGACAGACUACUCCGGUCGCGGUGAGCUGUCCGCCCGACAGAUGCACUUGGCCAGGUUUCUCCGGAUGCUACUAAGGCUAGCUGAUGAGUUUGGAGUUGCUGUACUCAUCAGUAACCAGGUGGUAGCUCAGGUGGAUGGUGCAUCCAUGUUCACAGCUGACCCCAAGAAACCCAUCGGUGGAAAUAUCAUUGCUCACGCAUCCACAACAAGACUCUACUUGAGAAAGGGCCGAGGUGAGACACGGAUCUGUAAGAUCUAUGACUCUCCAUGUCUGCCAGAAGCGGAAGCCAUGUUUGCAAUCAAUGCUGAUGGAAUCGGAGAUGCUAAAGACUGAUGUUAUGAGAUGAGGCUGAAGAGGUGGAAGAUGAAUAGACAGCUGACGACAGUCGUAUCUCCCGCAUCUUCAGGAUUAAACCCAGUGCUGGAAGCCCUGUUGAUGACAUUUAAACUUGUGUCUUGUCAGAAGUGACAGGCAAUUUACACUUUGAAGAGUCAGCUCCAGAAAGAGUCCUAGGUACUGAGAUGAAAUCGCAUAACAGAAAAUGUUAUGUUCAAUUGGAAGUGGUUGGAUGAGGAAUAUCCUUUCAUUCUUGAUGUGAAAGAGAAUAUACUUAUCCUUGUGAUUACUGAACGUGUUGGCUUGUACCCGUUGUUGGUGUAUUGAAGUCAUAAAGUGUGUCAAUGAUGAUGUUCGACUAGAAAACCCCAUUCUCUUUCAGGGACCCCGUGAAGUCCAAGUAGUCCAUAGUUUAGUUCGGCCUUGUGGUGCACAUUACCUGACUAGUGUUUGGGGGAAAGCAUGUCCUUCCAGAUUGUCACUACUAUCGGACUAACAGACUAGUGAUAGUGCCUAACACUGUCAUUGCCAGUGUUUGAGGUGGAGGAGGUUCUUGGAGUGGAGAUCACGAAGCACGACCCGUGAAGAUCCGGGGUAGAAUAGGUCUUCAGCAACCCAUACUUGCUGUAAAAGGUGACCAUGCUUGUUGUAGGAGGCGACUAACAGGAUCGGGUGGUCGGACUCGCUGACUUGG